This is a messenger RNA of Colletotrichum destructivum, 4752 nucleotides long. RefSeq names its product Putative formate-tetrahydrofolate ligase, FTHFS, tetrahydrofolate dehydrogenase/cyclohydrolase. The transcript has 5 exons. Gene Ontology annotation, biological process: tetrahydrofolate interconversion. Gene Ontology annotation, cellular component: cytosol. The record is from RefSeq and is a predicted model, not a curated record. NCBI's taxonomy places the organism in Eukaryota, Fungi, Ascomycota, Sordariomycetes, Glomerellales, Glomerellaceae. Gene Ontology annotation, molecular function: methylenetetrahydrofolate dehydrogenase (NADP+) activity; formate-tetrahydrofolate ligase activity; methenyltetrahydrofolate cyclohydrolase activity. Bases 1220 to 4510 code for a protein of 1096 amino acids.
CGCCCAUUCUGCCGGCUGAGGUGAGCAGCCAUUGACCGCCCUGCGCCUCAGGCAUGAUGGCACAACCGAGCCAACCCAGCCACCCCAAGCUCCUCUCAGCAUCGAGCUCCAGGAGGGGGGUUGACUCAUUUGACUCACUGUGACCCUGUGAGGCAUUGUUUGCAGGGCGUUAGCGCGCCCAGUCCGGCGCGUCUACGGCACGAGCUUCGCUGGAGUCAUCCAAUCUAGGUAGCUCACAAUACCCUACCCGGCAGCUGUAACAUUAGGUUAGUUCCGUGCCUUGGCCGUAAUAGGUACCUAAGUAGGUAGCCAGUCCAGUCAGUUUAGACUACUCUCACCACCAUCAACCAUUGACCAAUGCUAUUGUCUGAUGUCCAAACCCACGCGACGUCAACAACGACGUACCCUUUGGGCAAUCUCGAGUCUCGACUCAUCAUUGACUCAGUCUCAAUACCGUGCUCCAAAAGCGGGUUCCGGACUCGGAAAUCCGACUGACAGCUAGCAACUCGGGCCUCGAAUCCUCUAACCUCAACGGACCUCAGGGUAGCUCGAGGUGGUUUCAACAGUCUUUUACCCAGCCGGAGGGUUUCUUUGCGAGAGCAAAGAUAUCAGACCAUCCGGCUUACCGGACUGCCGUCGCUGCUCGUCUUUGUCGUGUACCCUAUUUCUCCGUACCUUUGCCCCCGUUUCUUCGAUCCUUUUUCUUCCGCAUCAACUCAAAACUUUUAACGCCAACCUUGAUUGGCAUUGUUUGUACUCUGUUCACUACCUACGAUAAACCCAAAAAGAAAAACAUCCCGCCUUUUAUAACCUCGUGCCAUUGGGGACUGACUCUACAUUACCUUACAUCAAAUUUGAGUGCGGCUGCUUCCACGACGAAGCAGUCAACAACAAGGCGUGUCAUUGUGCCUACUAAUACCCACCACCUGACUCCUUAUCGAUCGGAUCUGAAGCCGCAGGACUCGGAGACUCGCCCGAAAAUUUUCGACCUGCCUGAUCCGCCGCGGAUCCUUCCCACCCAUUGGCACUGUUGGAACACACCAUACAGAGUCUGCACUCUGCAGGGCCAGCCAGGACCAAGGACCAGGGAGUCAUCAGUCUCACACACGCACGACUCACACGGCCCGAGUCACAAAGCCUAUCACUUAGAUCCACCCAACCGCCUCAAGAAGCUUAAGCCUGCGGCACACAAAGGAGACGCGAUAUCUCGGGAUUCGGCAUGUCGUCCCUCAGCCAGUUGAAGGGCACGCAGAGGCUGUCUUGGCCAUGCCGCCUCGAUUUGCCCAGCACGUCGCACCUUCGGCUUAGAACCCGCGGGUUGUCCCUGAUGCCUGCAGCAUUGUCCACUCAGAACUCACUGGAUCAACCUUCUGCAUCUCGCCGGUCACUGGUGAACCUUGGGGUAGACACGGGGCGGGGCCCAUCAGGCCGCCGGCCCUGCAGAGCGCUAAAUCCCGAGUUAGACCGCUGUCACUCACCCCUCACUGUCGCUGCUCCUGCUUACACCUAUCCCGCGCGCUUGACUUCGGCGUCCGUCCCGACAUCUUUAUCUUCCUCUUCCUCCCGUCAUCCCAAAUUCUACGCGUUUGGACACCUGCGAGAUCGAGCUGCAUCUCCGUUCAUUGCACGGACACUGGGCUCCUACGGCACAAUCUCCCCCAAUAGGUCCUUUGCGACAUCAUCUCCGGCAAUGGUCGCCAACAAGAUCGAUGGCACCGCCAUCGCCAAGCAGAUCCGGGAAUCUAUCGCCAGCGACAUUCUCGAGAAGCAGAAGCUGAACCCUAGGUUCCAGCCGCAGCUGACCAUUAUUCAAGUCGGCGACAGAUCGGACUCAAGCACCUACGUGCGCAUGAAGCAAAAGGCUGCAAAGGAGGCAAACGUCGACUGCGAGCUUAUCCAGUUUCCCGAGUCUAUUUCCGAGCCCGAACUUCUUGAUCGCAUCUACCGCCUCAAUGACGACCCCACUGUCCACGGUAUCUUGGUUCAAUUGCCCAUUCCCAAGCACCUCGAUGAGUACGUCAUCACAUCUGCCGUUGCAGACGAGAAGGAUGUCGACGGUUUCGGUACGAGGAACAUUGGCGAGCUCGCCAAAAAGGGCGGUCGCCCCUUCUUCAUCCCCUGCACUCCCAAGGGCGUCAUGGUCCUGUUGCAGGAGGCCGGCGUGGACCUGAAGGGCAAGAAUGCUGUCGUGCUUGGACGUAGUGACAUCGUCGGCAGCCCUGUGAGCUACCUCCUCCGUAACGCGGACGCCACUGUCACCGUAUGCCACUCCAAGACCGAGGGCUUGAAGGAGCAUCUCAAGGCUGCUGAUGUAGUCAUUGCGGCCAUUGGCCAGCCCGGCUUUGUCCAAGGCGACUGGCUCAAGCCCGGCGUUGUCGUUAUCGACGUCGGCACAAACUACAUCCCCGACGCCUCCAAGAAGUCGGGACAGCGUCUCGUCGGAGACGUUGACUACGAGUCGGCUUCCCAGGUUGCUUCUCACAUCACACCGGUCCCUGGCGGUGUUGGUCCCAUGACCGUUGCCAUGCUGCUGUCCAACGUUGUGGACUCUACUGUCAAGUCUUUUGAGAGACAAAAGCAGAGAAAGAUCUCGCCUCUGCCGUUGCAUCUCAAGGAGCCCGUCCCCUCUGAUAUCGAGGUCUCGAGAUCUCAAAACCCCAAGCAGAUCACUCGUCUGGCCAAGGAGGUCGGCAUUGCCUCCCACGAGCUCGAGCCGUACGGUGCCUACAAGGCCAAGGUUGAUCUCAGUCUCUUGAAGCGACUUGACCACCGCCGCAAUGGCAAGUAUGUUGUCGUCACGGGCAUCACUCCCACGCCGCUUGGCGAGGGCAAGUCCACCACCACAAUGGGCAUUGCGCAGGCUCUGGGUGCCCACCUUGGCCGCGUCACUUUCGCAAACGUCCGCCAGCCCAGUCAAGGCCCGACCUUCGGUAUCAAGGGCGGUGCCGCAGGUGGCGGCUACAGCCAGGUCAUUCCCAUGGACGAGUUCAACCUUCAUUUGACUGGAGACAUCCACGCCAUCACCGCGGCGAACAACCUUCUCGCUGCUGCGAUUGAGACCCGCAUGUUCCACGAAAACACUCAGAAGGACGGCCCCCUUUACAAGCGCCUCGUGCCCGCCAAGAACGGCAAGAGAGUGUUUGCGCCUGUCAUGGCGCCUCGCCUCAAGAAGCUUGGCAUCGAAAAGACCAACCCCGACGACCUGACCGAGGAGGAGAUCCGCCGCUUCGCCCGCCUGGAUAUCGAUCCCGAAACCAUCACAUGGAGACGUGUGCUGGACGUCAACGACCGUCACCUGCGGGGUAUCACUGUCGGCGCCGCGCCGACCGAAAAGGGCCACACCCGUGAGACUGGCUUCGACAUCUCGGUUGCCAGCGAGUGCAUGGCCAUUCUUGCUCUCAGCACUGACCUGGCGGAUAUGCGCAGACGUCUGGGAAGCAUGGUCGUUGCCAGCUCCAGGAGCGGCGACCCUGUCACCUGUGAUGACAUCGGCGCCGGCGGCGCUCUCACUGCCUUGAUGAGGGAUGCCAUCAAGCCCAACCUCAUGCAGACUCUGGAGGGCACUCCCGUGUUUGUCCACGCUGGGCCCUUUGCCAACAUCAGUGUCGGAAACAGCUCCAUCUUGGCCGACAAGAUGGCCCUCAAGAUUGUCGGUACCGAGCCCGAUGAGGAUCACGCUGAGAAGGCUGGUUUCGUCGUUACAGAGGCUGGUUUCGACUUCACCAUGGGUGGAGAGCGUUUCUUCAAUAUCAAGUGCCGCGCUUCUGGACUUGUGCCCGACGUCGUUGUCGUCGUCGCCACUGUUCGUGCUCUCAAGGUUCACGGCGGCGGCCCUCCGAUCGCGCCCGGUGCGCCCCUCAAUGCGGUCUACAAGCAGGAGAACGUCGAUAUUCUCCGCGCUGGCUGCGUCAACCUAAAGAAGCACAUUGAGAAUGCCAAGUCGUACGGCAUCCCUGUCGUUGUUGCCAUCAACAAGUUCGUCACGGACACUGACGCUGAAAUCGCCGUCAUCCGCGAGGAGGCCAUCGCCGCCGGUGCCGAGGACGCCAUUCUCUCCAACCACUGGGCCGAGGGCGGCAAGGGCGCUAUCGAGCUGGGCAAGGGCGUCAUCGCCGCCAGCGAGAAGCCCAAGGACUUCAAGCUGCUGUACGAUCUUGAGGGCUCUGUCCAGGAGCGUAUCGAGGCCAUUGGAAAGAAGAUGUAUGGCGCGGCUGCUGUCGAGUUCAGCGAACUCGCUCAGAAGAAGGUCGAUACCUACACCAAGCAGGGCUUCGGGAACCUCCCUAUCUGCGUCGCCAAGACGCAAUAUUCCCUGUCUCACGACCCUGACCUGAAGGGCGCUCCCACUGGCUUCACUGUCCCUAUCCGGGACGUCAGAAUGGCCGCUGGUGCAGGUUAUCUAUACGCUCUCGCCGCCGAUAUCCAGACCAUCCCCGGUCUGCCUACGGCUCCUGGUUACCUGAACGUUGACGUUGACACUGAGACCGGUGAGAUCGAUGGCCUGUUCUAAGCGAAGUUAGAAUUGCUUGCUAGGGGAGGUUUUUGAGGCGUCUUGAGACGAUAUUUCCUUUAUGUCUUUUAACGUUGGGAAACGGGGUGGCAAGCGGCAUUCCGGUGACAUUUAUUCAACAAAUGGCGCUGGGGAAUACAUGGGAAGAAAGACUAUAUAGCAUCUGUUCAACAAUGAUACCUCCUCUCGGGUUUAUAUAAACACCGAAAACACGAAUAGAAAGGUCUAUUCAAGACACAUGA